UGAGAAACUGUACGUCCAAGUAACAUAAGAGCCACAAGUAAGAACCAAAGACACCAUGCAGAGAGCCGUACGUAACCAAGAGCCCUACAAUCCCAUGCACCUUUUAUCACACACUCUUAUAUCAUAUAAAAAGGACUAUUACAAUUUCCUGAAAAAUAAAACGAUUACAGUACCACUGAAAUUCUGUAACUACAUAUAAUGAUGACGAGGGAGCAGCUAGUUCUCAUUCGCAAAGCGCUACUAGCCGCCGCGGCAGUUGUUUUAGCAACGGUACUACCACAAGAUUAUGCAGCUGAUGAUGAUCGUUACGCGGUGACGAUUCGUGUCACCAACAAGUUGAGCAGCAGGAUGGCGCUGAUAGUGCAUUGUCGAUCCAGAUACAUCGAUCUCGCCGCUCGUUUCGUCGUCCCCGAUUCGAGUUGCAAUUGGAAGUUCAACAGAAAUGAUGCUUAUCCAGGGACGGAUUUUAAAUGUCGCCUGGCGUUUCAGGACAAGCGUCUUGAUUUCUUAGCUAUCACCGUACGUAAAGACGUUGCGGAGUACGUGUACGAUGUAUUUGACGAUGGAGUUUACGGGGCCGACGGUCGUAUUUCUGAAUGGGCUUAGCUUAGCUAGUUGUAGUGUUGGUGUAGCAGAAAAAAAAGGAUGAAAAAUCAACGAUGGACGUACUACGUAUAGACUUAUACGGGUGUGUUUGUUUUUUUUUCUUUGCUGUGAUUUUUUAGUACUGUGUAUUGAAUGAAAAGUGAUGUUACAUAAGGUUUUAACCAAACUAAGGCUGCAAGUGAGCCGAACUCGAGCCAUUUAUUAACGAGUUGGGUCGAGUCGAGUUCGAGCUAGGAUUGUUUACUAAAUUCUUAGAUCGUAUUUGAUACAUUUAUUUUGUAUGUCGUGUGUAUGGUACAUAUGAUUGAUGUAACAAUAAUAUGGUGUUGGCCCGCUACAGUCCCGUGUCAGCAUACUCUUAACAUAUUAGUUUCAACCUUAUAUCCUCUUUGACCUACGAUUAAUCAGUUAAUGCAUUAAUUGAUUUCUGAAUUCCCUUAUUAUGUUUCCAACAUGAGUUCAGUGGCAUGCUUUCCACUAUAUCCAUGGCACAAAUGCAUGGGAUGUUUACUUCCUAGUUUUUAUUAUGAUAGACCAGUUUAAUAAAGUCAUUUUUUCAAU
Messenger RNA from Linum trigynum, 1167 nucleotides. NCBI's taxonomy places the organism in Eukaryota, Viridiplantae, Streptophyta, Magnoliopsida, Malpighiales, Linaceae. The record is from the annotation of a GenBank genome assembly.